Molecule: messenger RNA, 1794 nt
Organism: Aspergillus ruber CBS 135680
Lineage: Eukaryota; Fungi; Ascomycota; Eurotiomycetes; Eurotiales; Aspergillaceae
Product: cytochrome P450
Exons: 1
Coding region: 136-1650 (504 amino acids)
Molecular function (GO): monooxygenase activity; oxidoreductase activity, acting on paired donors, with incorporation or reduction of molecular oxygen; iron ion binding
Source: RefSeq, a predicted model, not a curated record
AUUUAGGCAGUAUACGAAGUAUACGAGUGAAUGCCAUGAUUUUUGCGUUUAGUGAGUCUGGUUUAUUAUUUAUAUUGCCAGUUCCAGCCAGCCUUAUCAUCCUCAGUCUCAUCAUCUCCAGCACUAUUAUUCCAAAUGGCUUUUCCAAUAGUCAUAUAUCUUUUCAUCACCCUAAUCUCCUGGCAUGUCUGGAGUCAGAUCACCUCACGACGUCUUCCUCCCGGCCCUAUACCCCUACCUCUCAUCGGUAACAUCCACCAACUCUGGAGUCCAGCCCCCUGGAAAGUUAUACAGGUGUGGCACAAGCAAUAUGGCCCUAUCAUCACGAUCAGACUUGGUCCCAUACCCAUUAUCUGCAUCGGUAGCCACGAUGUCGUUCGAGAUCUAUACGAAAAGCGAGGUCGAAUCUACAGCUCGCGACCGCGGAUGAUAUUCCUCAACGAAUGCAUGUUCGAAGGACACUUCCCAGCAGCGCAACCUGAUGGUCCGUAUUUGAGGAUCUUGCACCGUCUGCAGUAUGCUGUGUUGAAUAAGAAUGCCACAGACUCGUACCGCUGCGUCCAGGACUUAGAGAGCAAGCAGGUACUACAUGAUUUGCUGCUUAAUCCUGAAAACUUCAAGACGCACUUCGAGCGGUAUGCAUCGAGUAUUACGUAUUUACUGCUGUUCGGUAAGAGAAUUGUCCAUCCAGAUGCCAGCGAAAAGCAAGAAGUUGACCGAUUUCUACGUCUUUUUGUCGGGGCAAAUGGGCUCUCAGAUUCUCUGCUCGACAUUUUCCCCUUUCUAAAUAGUCUUCCCGGGCCGUUUGCACCGUGGAAAGCUACGGGGAAGAAGGUCAAUCAGGAAAUGAAAAGAAUUAUCAGCACCUCACUGGAACAACGACGGGGAUGGAACUGGUCUGAAGAAAUCAUGCAUCGCCAAGAAACUUCGAACCUGCCACCCGGUGGAUUACAAUGUCUUCUUCUCGAACUCUACCUCGCCAGCUCAAUGACAACAUAUAUCAUCCUCCAGUUCCUCAUUAAAGCUUGCGCAGUACACUCAGAGGCACUGAAGCAAAUGCAAACCGAAAUCGAUACUGUUGUUGGCGACCAGAGACUCCCAACCUUCGAUGAUGAGAAGAACCUACCGUACCUAAAAGGCUUCAUCAACGAAGUACUUCGCUACUACCCCCUCGUCACCAUAGGUGUACCUCGCACCACGACACAGCCUGAUGAAUACAUGGGAUACCGUAUUCCGAAGGGAUCUAUCGUUGUGGCCAAUAACUGGGGUCUUGACAGAGAUGAAGAGCUACAUGACCGCCCUGAUGAAUUCCGGCCCGAGCGGUGGAUUGAGAAGCCUGGUCCGCGCGUGACCGUAUUCGGAUUCGGUCGCAGGGCUUGCUCAGGUGAGCAUUUAGGACGUGCUUCUUUGUUCAUCGUUCUCGCUAGGUGUCUUUGGGGCUACGACAUUAUUCCUCGUCCCAACCUCGAUAAUACACAACAGCCGGAAAGUGGCAACGCGGUUUUUAGUGUCCCCGUGGUAAAUGCUGAAUUUCGCCUUAGAAGUCCUGAGCGCCGCGAGAUCAUGGAGAGAGAGUGGUUGGUGGCUGAGAAGGACGAGGGUAAGAUUAUGACGGAUCUCGAAGCGAGCGUGAGCCGUCGGCCUGCUUAAAAAUUCAUUGUGGUUUUGCAAUGUUAUUCCUUAUUCAUUGUGUAUCUUUGCUUGUGGGGAUUGAAGGUAAAAUGGCUGGCUGUAUUUAGAGAAGGUGGAGCAUGAAUCAUAGGAUCCAGAUACUUCCGCAAAAUUGCAGAGACA